GUGUUCUUCACACGCUCCGAUCGCUGUCAUUCCCCUCGAUUGCUCCAUUACGGAUGCCGCUAGAGUUUUGUUUCACCUCGCCGACCUCGCCUCCCUUGUCCGACGAACAUUUGCCUCGCAGCCCCUCUUCGUUCGCUCAGGACAAUGCUGGCCCUGUCGAGACGGAACGAGGAGAGCGAGAAUGGUGGUCUCAUCGGUUUAAGCAAGUUGUGAACGAGUUUUUGCGGGAUCGGGGUUACCGACCGGACAUUGUGGAAAUCCAGGCAGGCCCAACAGGCACGCUUGCCCAAAGAAAGGAGAAGCCCGAUCGGCGAAAAAAGAUGUCGACCGUGCACCAAGGUGUACCUGCUCCCCUUACACUGGUGACUGCAUCUGCGGUGAAUACAAAGCACUCUGAGAAAGGACGCGUCGCUGUUCCCGAGAACCAAGGUGGGAUCAUGAGGUUGCUUGGCCGUAGGGGUGCUUAGAUCAACGGGCUUGCGCGAGAGACUCAAUUCUUUUGUUCAGUUUCAGUUCACAUACCAAAUACCCGUUGAUUCUUAGAUAUGUACAACAAUAAAUUAU
Messenger RNA from Dacryopinax primogenitus, 564 nucleotides. RefSeq lists its product as uncharacterized. The transcript has a single exon. The annotation marks the transcript as partial. Lineage: Eukaryota; Fungi; Basidiomycota; Dacrymycetes; Dacrymycetales; Dacrymycetaceae. The record is from RefSeq and is a predicted model, not a curated record.